CGCGCGGAGCUGUCUCGCACUGCGUCGCCGGCGGUUUUUCGCGUUGGUUUGCACAGCGUCUGUGAUGGCGGCGGCGGCGGCGGCGGCUGAGGAGAGCAUGAGUGUGGCCGCGCUAGUUACGUCAGUUCCCAACAGCAUUGGCCGGUCUCCCGAGGCCGAAGGAGUUGGAACAGCGGGCGAAGAGAAGGACGCAGCCACCAAAGGAACGGUGGCCGUUGGGGACAGCGAGGAGGAUGGGGAGGAGGACGUUUUCGAGGUGGAGAGGAUCCUGGACAUGAAGUGCGAGGGAGGUAAGAAUCUUUAUAAAGUUCGAUGGAAAGGAUAUACGUCUGAUGAUGAUACCUGGGAGCCUGAGGUUCAUCUGGAGGACUGUAAAGAAGUUCUUCUUGAAUUUAGGAAGAAAGUUGCUGAGACCAAAGCUAAAGCAGUCAGGAAAGAUAUUCAGAGACUAUCUUUAAAUAAUGACAUAUUUGAGGCAGACAGUGAUAGUGACCAGCAAAGUGACACAAAAGAAGAUACUUCACCAAAGAAGAAAAAGAAAAAAAUAAAGUGCAAAGAAGAGAAAAAUCCAGAUGAUCUGAGGAAAAAAAGGACAAAAAUGGGAAAGCUGAAAGAUAAGUUCAAGUCAGAGCUGGAGAGCGCCUCUGACGUUGUAGGUUUUGAUGUAAAGACAAAAAAAAGAAUUUGGGAAGUCAAGGAAGAAUUAAAGGACUCCAAAAAGCCCAAAAAGGAUGAAAUAAAGGAAGCCAAGGAAUUAAAGAAAGCUAAAAGGGCUGAAAUAAAAGAUUUAAAGAUUAAAAUAAAAGAAGAUGUCAAAGACAACCGAAAAACAAAGAAGGAAAGAUAUAUAGAAUCUCCACUGGAGUCUGAAUCACCUAGUGAUUCCUUCAUUCUAGAAGAUGACAGUGAAGACUUUUCUGACAACAAAGAAGAAAAUCAGAAUGUAAGAACUUUAAGAGAUAAGACAACACAGGAUACAGUGCAAGAAGGAAUUUUUGAGAAACAUCUGGAUGACCUUAUAAGUAUUGAAGAGGAUGCUGGUACCCGAGUUAGAAGGAAGAAGAAAAAGCCAAGAAAGUUUGAGGAACCAAAAGAGAUCAAGAAGUUUGAAAACACGAAUACCUUUUUAGAAAGGAAAACAAUACCCAAAAAGCAAAGAAAUCAAGACAAAGGCAGAAGUAACCUAGAAUUAAAUAAGUUACCAUCACCUGUGUUUGCCCAAACCCUUAAAAGUUCCAGACUGAGUGGGGAAGAGAAGGGCCUAAAGUCCUCUGACUUGGCAGAAGAGGAGAAAGAAAAAAAAAAUGAACCCAAAGAAAAAUACCAGAAAAGAUAUGAUUUGGACAAAGAAGAAAAAGCCAGAAAAGAGCCAAAGGGAUUAAAAUCAUUUAAGGAAAUCAGAAAUGCAUUUGAUUUAUUUAAGAAAACAACAGAAGAAAAAAAUGAUGUUCUUGAGAAUAAUUCAAAAAGAGAAGAAAUAUCACUGGAUUAUAAAGUUACAGAUGAUAACAAAACCAAGGACAAGUGUUCACUUAAAGAAAAAAGAAAUACUCGAGAUGAGACUGACACUUGGGCAUACAUUGCUGCAGAAGGGGAUCAGGAAGUUUCAGACAGUGUGUGCCAAACAGAUGAGAGUUCUGAUGGCAGGCAACCAAUUUUGAGUUUGGGUAUGGACUUGCAGUUGGAAUGGAUGAAAUUAGAAGAUUUUCAAAAGCAUCUUGAUGGGGAAGAUGAGCCCUUUAUCGAAACAAAUAGGAUUCCAAGUAAUUUGUUGAGGGAUGCUGUGAAAAAUGGAGAUUAUAUUGCUGUGAAGGUUGCACUGAACUCAAAUGAAGAAUACAACUUGGAUCAAGAGGAUUCUACUGGGAUGACACUGGUGAUGUUGGCUGCAGCAGGCGGUCAGGAUGACCUCCUCAGACUCCUUAUCACCAAAGGUGCAAAAGUGAAUGGGCGCCAGAAAAACGGGACUACAGCCCUCAUUCACGCCGCUGAGAAGAACUUUUUAACAACUGUAGCUAUUCUUUUGGAAGCUGGAGCUUUUGUAAAUGUCCAGCAAAGCAAUGGUGAGACUGCACUCAUGAAAGCAUGCAAAAGAGGAAAUUCGGACAUUGUCCGCCUUGUGAUUGAAUGUGGAGCUGACUGCAACAUUUUGUCAAAGCACCAAAAUAGUGCAUUGUACUUUGCAAAACAGUGUAAUAAUGUGCUUGUAUAUGAACUCCUGAAGAGCCACUUGGAAACACUUUCAAGAGUCGCAGAAGAAACAAUCAGGGAUUACUUUGAAUCUCGCCUUGCUCUACUGGAACCUGUUUUCCCAAUAGCAUGCCAUCGGCUCUGUGAGGGGCCAGAUUUCUCAACAGAUUUCAAUUAUACGCCCCCUCAGAACAUGCCUGAAGGCUCUGGUGUCCUCCUCUUUAUUUUCCAUGCAAACUUUUUGGGUAAAGACGUUAUUGCUCGGCUUUGUGGACCAUGCAGUGUACAAGCUGUGGUUUUAAAUGAUAAAUUUCAACUUCCUGUUUUUCUGGACAGUCACUUUGUCUAUUCAUUCAGUCCUGUUGCUGGCCCCAAUAAGUUGUUUAUAAGGUUGACGGAAGCACCCUUUGCCAAGGUGAAAAUCUUUGCUUCAUAUUUACACAGGAACUGCUCAGAUAAUUUUUAAAAAUCCCCGUGUCACUGGACAUGGUACAGACAAGUUCUUUCUGUAUCUGUGUUAAGCAAAUUGAUGUGUCUGAAUGUUGAACUUUGGCUCUCUGGGGCAGGUAUGCAUAGCAUACUUAACUGAAGGUUAAGCCUGAGGGCAUCUCUGAGUACUCAAAUCUUGACAGUACUAAACUGCCACUAGGCUCAUCAAGGCAGGAUUUCUCUAUAUGAAAAAAAGAAGCUGGACUACUCAAAUCACUCUAGUAAUGGUUAGCUAAUAUACUGACUAGUAGGAUUAUAUUUUUACUAAAAGGAUUAUAUUUUUACUAAAAAUAGUAAUAACUUGGAUGCUCUUACAGGGUGGGGUUUGUAUGUACUGACAUAUUCAUUUCUCUUGUUUAGGUUAAGUUGCUAAUAGGUGCAUACAGAGUACAGCUGCAGUG
Molecule: messenger RNA, 3080 nt
Organism: Grammomys surdaster
Lineage: Eukaryota; Metazoa; Chordata; Mammalia; Rodentia; Muridae
Gene: Mphosph8
Product: M-phase phosphoprotein 8
Exons: 13
Coding region: 65-2656 (863 amino acids)
Cellular component (GO): nucleus; cytoplasm
Molecular function (GO): protein binding
Source: RefSeq, a predicted model, not a curated record